Molecule: messenger RNA, 876 nt
Organism: Ascochyta rabiei
Lineage: Eukaryota; Fungi; Ascomycota; Dothideomycetes; Pleosporales; Didymellaceae
Exons: 6
Coding region: 1-876 (291 amino acids)
Biological process (GO): mycotoxin biosynthetic process
Source: RefSeq, a predicted model, not a curated record
AUGGCCGACGAGGAAAGAACUCAGCAAUCCUUGAGUGAGAUCCCGUUUCUCGACAAAGAAGAGAAACAUGACGAAGAAUUCCUGGACUGUGAUGAAGUGCUACAUAAAAGACCCAAAACUCGCUCAUGGCUACAGAGAAACCGCAGUGCGGUUAUAUGUCACGGGCUGAUGAUCUCUUGCUAUCUUUUGAUCACAGCUGUACUUUGGAACACUCACGUCGAACUAGGAUCUGGCUCCGACCAUCUUCUUUUCACUCCCAUUAAGGAUAACAUCCGAUACGUCGUCAAAGAGAUAAAGGAUAGUCCUCGCGAUAUUGUCUCUAGCGAGUAUGUAGGAACCCCCACUCCAGAGACUGAGAAAGCCUGGGAAAGACUUACACGUUUUCAUAAUCUUCGCAUCACUGAAGAAGAGAUGCAUGCGAUGAACCUGAACACCUCUAAUGCAAUAUCGUUUGCGCGUGGUGGAGGCUAUCACGGAAUGAUGGGUGUGUUCCACGAGCUGCACUGCUUGAAGCUCGUCAGAGAAGCGACUCGUCCAGACCACUACUACAAGAAUAAAGGCAAAGCCGAGCGAGCGGUUCUCGCAGGACAUACAGACCACUGCAUCGAGAUCCUUCGCAUGGGAGCUAUGUGUCGAGCUGAUCCCAUGAUAUUCCCGUACCACUGGGUCGAUGCAAAUCGAGUACCCAAUCCCACGUGGAUUCAGAAUCACGAAUGUGUGGAUUGGGACCAUUUCGAAGAAUGGCUCGAGACACGCCGAGUGGACAUUCAUGCACCGAAUGUUCUGGUUCACCCUCUUUAUGGUCCAACGUAUCCGGGCGGUAAAAGUAUCAAGGAAUCUAACGGUCCACAGUGGUAUCCAUUAGAUCCCGAGUAG